AUUCGCAUCGAGGCGUAAACAUGGCGACGUCCACCGCAGCGCGUGUUUUGUGCACGUCUGUAAUUUUGUGCGGUUGUGUGCAUGUGGAGUCGCUGUUCCUUGCUUGAUCGUUCAGUUUUCGCGGAAAAAUGGGUGAAUCGAGUCCCAGCAAUGGAUCAGACGAUCCACUGUGCGACUUGCGGUCACGUCUGGAAGCCGAAAACGAUUACAUGCUCAAACUAGUCGACACGAUUGAGCCCAAGUACUACUUCGAUCAAGACACUGUUGACACCUUGACCAGCGAAGUGCACCAAAAGGUCGAUGAAAGAGUGAAAGCUUCAAAGAGAAUGCAGAAAAUGUCGGUGCAUGGCAAGCACAAGCUGGCACGACUGGACCCUUCUACCUUCAAGACGGUGAGCCAGAUACUUUGCGAUCAGGGGCUGGAACCAGGAGGCCUCACUGAAAAGCAGUCGCUGAAGAGGCUGAGGAGAGCGCAGAAGAAGAAAGCGAAAAUGAGCACUCUACAUUCUGUGGCCUUGGACAGAGCAUCUAACCUGGACGAGCUUAAACACCGUCUUAGUGAGAAGAUUGAAGCACUCAAAGGUAUUCGCAAGACUCCUGUAAUCCAGUCUCGGGAAGAGCGCAAGGCCAAGAAGUUAGCCGAGAAGAAGGCGGCCAAGAAGAACAAGAACAAGGGACCCAAAGCUGCCAACGAAGACUCGACGGCUCCUGGCGGCAACUUGUCCCCGAAAAAACCGGCGCCUGGGAAGCCGGCACCCAUCUUCAACCGGGAAGGCAAGAUGGUGUUCAGCAAGUUCGACCUGGCUGACUCCGGGAUUCCAGACACGGAGGAGAAGAAGAAGGCCUUUAAGUCUGCGGCGGCGCGCAGCAACCAGCCCAAGAAGCUGAUGCACAAGCUGGAAGUGGAGGCCAAGAAGCUGAAGACGCUGGAGGAGAGAGACCCCGAACAGGCACAGGAGCUGAAGCAGAAGAAGCAGUGGCUCAAGGCCAUGGACAAGGUACAGGGAGUCAAGGUGAAGGACGACCCUGAGUUGCUGAAGCGGUCGAUGAAGCGGCAGCAGAAGCUGCGUCAGCAGAGCCAGAAGAAGUGGCAGGCCCGGGUGGAGAGCACAACGCAGAAGCAGAAGGAGCGCCAGGACAAGAGGAGGGAGAACAUCAAGGCACGCAAGCAGGCUAAGCUGCAGACCAAGAUGAAGCGGCUCAAGAAGAAGGGACGCAUCAUCCCAGGCUUCUAGGUUUCCCCGAGGAUUCCAAAUUGCGCUGUAAAUAAUAAAUGGUUGGUGCUCGUGGCACCUUUGUCUUA
Molecule: messenger RNA, 1303 nt
Organism: Ixodes scapularis (black-legged tick)
Lineage: Eukaryota; Metazoa; Arthropoda; Arachnida; Ixodida; Ixodidae
Gene: Surf6
Product: surfeit locus protein 6 homolog
Exons: 5
Coding region: 129-1235 (368 amino acids)
Biological process (GO): ribosomal small subunit biogenesis; ribosomal large subunit biogenesis
Cellular component (GO): nucleolus
Molecular function (GO): DNA binding; RNA binding
Source: RefSeq, a predicted model, not a curated record